Molecule: messenger RNA, 7588 nt
Organism: Pomacea canaliculata
Lineage: Eukaryota; Metazoa; Mollusca; Gastropoda; Architaenioglossa; Ampullariidae
Product: cullin-3-like
Exons: 21
Coding region: 248-2545 (765 amino acids)
Biological process (GO): ubiquitin-dependent protein catabolic process; protein ubiquitination
Cellular component (GO): Cul3-RING ubiquitin ligase complex
Molecular function (GO): ubiquitin protein ligase binding
Source: RefSeq, a predicted model, not a curated record
UAAGCGUUACAGAUGGUAAUGAUGAAAAAACAUCAGGUCUUUCGAUAAAACAACUUUAUUGGAACAAACUAGACCGAAAUUCAGUCAUGAGAAAUUAUGGCGAAAUGUGAACAGACCUAACGAAGAUCAUUAAACAUUUUCAGCUACAGUCUACAGCUUAAGUUCAUUUGGCAUCUGGUCAACUCAGCGCAAGUUCGCCUUGUAGACAUCCGAAGAACCUCGCCUGGGAAAAAAGGAGACGGAAAUAAUGUCUGGGUUAGGAGCACGUAGCCAGAAAAAAGAUACCAAAAUGCGUAUCAGAGCUUUCCCCAUGACCAUGGAUGAGAAGUAUGUGAACAACAUAUGGAACCUGCUGAAGAAUGCCAUUCAGGAGAUUCAGAAGAAGAACAACAGUGGACUAAGUUUUGAGGAAUUGUAUCGCAAUGCAUACACCAUGGUGCUGCAUAAACAUGGAGAAAAGCUGUACACAGGUCUCAGGGAUGUUGUCACAGAUCACCUUGUUCACAAGGUUCGUGAAGAUGUUCUUGCUGCCUUGAACAACAAUUUCUUACAAACCCUCAACAUGGCCUGGAAUGAUCAUCAAACUUCAAUGGUCAUGAUUCGGGACAUUCUCAUGUACAUGGAUCGGGUGUAUGUGCAACAAAACAAUGUUGACAAUGUCUAUAACCUGGGGUUGAUUAUAUUCCGUGAUCAAGUUGUGCGUCAUCCAACUAUCCGUGAUCAUCUGCGGCUUACACUUCUUGACAUGGUUGCCAAAGAACGCAGGGGGGAGGUGGUGGACAGAGGGGCAGUCAAAAAUGCCUGUCAGAUGCUUAUGAUUCUGGGUAUCGAUUCACGUUCAGUAUACGAAGAGGAUUUUGAAAAACCUUUCCUUGAACAGUCAGCAGAGUUUUACAGACGGGAAAGUCAAAGGUUCCUCGCUGAGAAUAGUGCUUCUGUCUACAUUAAGAAAGUGGAAGCUCGUAUUAAUGAAGAAGCGGAAAGAGCAACACAUUAUUUGGAUAAAUCCACAGAGGAACCUAUAGUCAAAGUUUUAGAAGAGGAGUUGAUUAGCAAACACAUGAAGACAAUUGUAGAGAUGGAGAAUUCAGGUGUGGUCCAUAUGCUUGAAAACAACAAAACUGAAGACUUAGCCUGCAUGUAUAAGCUGUUCUUUCGUGUGUACAAUGGAUUACGCACCAUGUGCAACUGCAUUAGCAAAUACCUCAGAGAGCAAGGACGUGCUCUUGUUAUCGAAGAGGGGGAGGAAGGCAAGAAUGCUAUCACUUACGUCCAGAACCUUCUUGACCUUAACGACCGUUUUAACCACUUCCUUCAUGAAUCUUUCAACGAAGACAAGCAAUUCAAGCAGAUGAUCUCAGGGGGCUUUGAAUACUUCAUCAACCUCAACCCUAAGUCUCCAGAGUACCUGUCACUUUUCAUUGAUGACAAGCUUAAAAAAGGUGUUAAGGGGAUGUCAGAACAGGAGAUAGAAGUUGUGCUUGACAAAAGCAUGGUCCUUUUCCGCUACCUGCAAGAGAAGGAUGUUUUUGAGCGCUAUUACAAGCAGCAUCUAGCCCGUCGGUUACUUCUCAACAAGAGUGGUUCUGAUGAUUCAGAAAAGAACAUGAUUUCUAAGCUAAAGACUGAGUGUGGCUGCCAGUUUACCUCAAAAUUGGAAGGAAUGUUUAAAGACAUGACUGUUUCUGCUGGAAUCAAUGAAGAAUUCAAAUCUUAUGUGCAGCGUGUUGGGGUAAAUCUAAGUGGCGUUGAUCUGACUGUGCGAGUCCUGACAACAGGCUACUGGCCCACGCAGUCUGCAACACCCAUAAACAUCCCUUCUGACCCACGUAUAGCAUUUGAUGCUUUCCGCAGGUUUUAUCUAGAAAAGCAUAGUGGGCGUCAGCUAACUUUGCAGCCUCAUCUUGGUUCAGCUGAUUUGCAUGCAUCUUUUUAUGGGCAAAAGCGUGAUGACCAGGCAGAGAGUGGUGCCUCCAGCUCCUCAAAGCCAGCAGGUCCUCGUAAACACAUUCUGCAGGUGUCCACUUACCAGAUGUGCAUCCUCCUCCUUUUUAACAACCGAGAGAAGUGGACAUUUGAGGAGAUCAAAACAGAAACAGACAUGCCAGAAAGAGAGUUAAUACGAGCCCUUCAGUCACUUGCUGUGGGAAAAAUUGCUCAGCGUGUCUUGCACAAAGAGCCAAAAACAAAGGAGAUAGAGCCAGACCAUUUAUUCACUGUGAAUGACCAGUUUACCUCCAAGCUGAUAAGGGUCAAGAUACAAAUGGUGGCUUCCACAAAAGGAGAGGCAGAGCCAGAGCGAAAAGAGACGCGCAAUAAAGUGGACGAAGAUAGGAAACAUGAAAUUGAGGCAGCAAUAGUCCGCAUCAUGAAGGCCCGAAAGAAACUCCAGCAUAAUGUUCUUGUCACAGAGGUGACCGAGAUGUUGAAGCCCAGGUUCCUACCCAGUCCUGUGGUAAUCAAGAAACGCAUUGAGGGUUUGAUAGAGCGUGAAUACCUAGCACGCUCUCAAGAGGACAGGAAAAUCUACACUUACGUUGCUUGAAAAAUCAACACCUUUGACAACUGUGGAAAACAAAUUGUAAACUGGAGGGAAAAAAAGAGAAAAUAAUGCUGGUGGUCGUGGACUUGAGGAACUUGGAAAAAAUUUUGCUAUGCAAGGUGUGAUUGCAUAGUUGAUGCCAUCUUGCAUCGGUUAGUUAUGUAACUGAUUCUUCCUGAAGGUUUAGGACUGAGAGAGACUCUGUUUCAGUACUUUGUGUGGAUUGUUAGGAUAAGAGACUGAGUAUGGCAGUUUUGGGAGAGGGGUUGCAGGGACAGUAAUGAUAGUAAGGCAGGCUUUGCAAGCAGGUUGGGUGUCAUAGCAAGACAUGUGAAGAUAGGGGCAAGAGAGUAAACUGGCGUUGUCUGUCUCCAUUUAACUUGCCUGUCCUGUGAUCUGUCUGUGGCUGUGGUUUGUGUGCAUGUGUGCACGCAUGCGUGUGUGGUUGCAUGUGUGCGUGUAUACAUUCAUGUGUAUAUAUAUCUUUGUGCGCAUGUGUUUUUGCAUGUUUGACUUUGUGCAACCUAUCAGAAUGAUACAGACAGUGAAAGAUGCAGAACUUGGUAAAACACUUCAUGUCCAACGUCACCAGUAAGAACACCAAGCUGCUGAAAUAUGCAUCAUUAUAUGUUUUUAGUUUUGAUGUGUUAGGGGGGAUUUCCUGCAUAGCACUUUAUUGGGCAUGGACCAGAAACUUACAGGAUGUAUAAGAUGGCAUUGAUAAUCUUGUGGUGAUAGACAGUUAACCCUCUGUUAGCUGCGCCUUUUGUUUACAGUCAGAAAGCGACAACAUCUUUACUACAGCUUGCAAAUCAUACACCUGGUACUUCUUUUUUUUUUUUCUUGAAGAUAGAUGGCAAGUUAUUGAAUGAUUUCAUUAUUUGCAUGCACCCUGAAGCAUUGUUGGUUCAUCGUUAGAUAGUUUGCUCAUUGGCUUUUGGCAGAAGAACAGGUAGAGAUCUAAAGUAUCACCCAUGUAUUACAUGAGGCCAGUGUGGGGUUGUUUUUUUUUUAAUAAUAUAAAUUACUUGACUAGCAAUAUUGUAUAAUCAUCUCCUCCCUGGUCGGUCAUAAAAGUCUUUUAUGUUCGUGAAGGCAGAUUUCCUUGUUUUGUUUCUGGAGCUUGGAAUGACAUGAUGAUCCUCAGUGUCAUCAGGAUCCUGGAGUGAAUAUGGUCAUACUCAGGUUAAUUCUUAGGCAUAUAAAAUUGCUCUGUGUAACAGCCAGGUGAGGGCUUAAAGAUUCUCAUGAUCUGUGUUACUUAUGUCCUAGCUUGUCAAAGUGUUUCUGUUCCGUACAUCAGUUGUGGCUCUCAUGCAGCAUGCUGGGAGUGCUUGAUGUACCAACCACUAAUUUAUAUUCCUUAUUUUACCCUGGAAACCGGAUGCUGCUUUUUCCUCCCGAAGUCUGAAAGUAGUUUAGUGCUAAAAUUUAAAAGGUGGCCAAUAUCCUUGAAUUCACUUUGUUAGAUUUGUGCUUGAGAAUCAGAAUGUUGGUGUUGCCUUAAUUGGUAUGCUGGCAAAGCUGUUCACGUCUAGUAGUGUGGAAAGAGUGUGGUGUGCUGUUGCUGGGUGAAUGUGAUCUUUCCUUACAUGUCCAUACAGACACAACACAUUUUCCAGAAGAGGAAAAACAACAGUCUCAAGCUCUGCAUGGUGAUUGGUUGAUUACAUUUUUUUUCCAAGCAUUGUAGUGUUUACAGAUUACUCUGCAACGUUAAAGGCAGCUUGGCUGUGUAACUUGGGGGAUGUUCACCAGAUGGUCCCUAAAGUAGUUACAGCAACUGAGUUUCUUGUCCAGGAAGUUGUGAAAAAAAUGAGUGGUGCACACAUGAUGUAAAGUGAAAGAACCAGGAGAAAGCACUGUGAAGCAAUCAUUGGCACACGGCACCCGGUUUUUGUUUGGUUUCAAUUUUCUUUCAUACACCAAAUGCCAUGGAUGCAAAUGCGAUUCUUGCUUUUCAGCUUGUUUCCUUCCAACAAAAAUAAUGCACCUUUUGAACUCUGGGUACACUUUUGCUUUCGUUGACUUGAAGAAAACUUGAGUCCAAAGGUGAUGUGCAUCAUUGCUUCUAGUGUGGUUGCACUUGCACUUGCAGUCCAGCUUGAUUUCAGCACUGUCAACUUUUCUCUAAAUCAAGAGUAUUGCAUAAGUAUUUUGCAUCCAAUUGUGUCCAGAUGGGCAUUUCAUAGAAGCGUGUUAUUACUGAAGCUGUUUUUUUGUUGGGUUUUUUUUUUGCGCAAGCUGCUAGAUUUUUUUUAGUCCUAACGAGCUAUGGGCAUAUAUACUAAGGAAACAAUGUACUUUAAUUUUAUCUGAUUACCUCUUUCACAAACAAAUGUUUUAAUAAAUCUGUUUGCUACAUUUUUAAUCAUCUUUGGAAAAGGAGAAAAAAAAUGCAAGCAUCUUGUCAGAGAAAGGUUUAGACAUUAUUUGGAGGGGAAAAAAGGGUCAAGAUUGACUGCUGAAUGCUGAGCUCACUCGUCUAUAAAAUAGCGUUAUAGUGUGAAAACUGUUUAUACAUCUUCGCCUUUGUUUUUUACCAUGGUGUGUUAUAGCUUUAGAUGCUUAUGAAUGCAUUUCUGCUUAGAGAAAGUCUUAUGACCCCACUAUAUUGUUGAUGAAUGAUGCCACCAUAGAAAACAAGCUUCCACUUUUGCUUUUUUUUUUUUCGCUUGCACUUUAAUUAUAUUUUCUCUCUAUUUUGAAACUAAAAACAAAAUAUGGGGAUUGAAGAACACCCAAAAGAGACUGAGAAGGGAUGGUAAAGAUGCAAGUUUUAAAGAUGGAAAAUAGGCAUUAACACAUCACAUGAAGUAGCUAACAGAUUACAGCUUUAUUAUUAUUUGAAAAAUGUGACAUUACCAGCAAAAAGGAUAUUUGGGAAAGUGUGAGCUUAUGUUGAGACUGCAAAGGCUAGCGUUGGGCUACCACAGAAAUCACGACCAUUUUUUCUUUUAUUCUGCCUGGUGGAAAUACUUCCAGGGGUGUGCCAGAACUGAACUAACUUGUUGCUGUUGCCCCAUAGAAAUGUGCCAUAAUUGUUUCUAUAGUCAGUCGUUUAAGUGAGAAAGGGAUAUUUCCUAACCGGCUUUGCACCUAAAAAUGUUCUUUAGGAAAACUAUUUCCCAACCUCUUCGGUUCGUUUUCUUUCUUUGUUUUAGGGAAAUUGUUACUGUUAUAUUUCUUAAGCCUGAAUCACAAAAGCGUUGUGUCGAUGAGGACGAACAGCACCAGAAAUUGUUUUGAGCUAACGCAUAAAGACGCCCCGUGUUGCUAACGAAAAACGAAAGAAUCACAAUGGUGCUUUCUUUGCGCAAAAUUUCCUGACGAUGGGACAACAUUCCUAUCUUUUGCAAAAGUCUGUCGGGAAUCUGCUAAAUCCGGAAUUGGUGUAAGUGUUGGUCAGGUUAGAACUGCGGAAAAUGCCUUGCAGUCGGGGAACAGAACCUUGUCUUUCAUUGGAGACUGUGGUAAGACUGCCCCGGCUGGCCUGGCACACGUUGGUCAGAUUUACCGCGAUCUCGAAGCAGCCUCGUGGCUGAUGUAGACGAGGAUUUGACUUUAAUUCCGAUGUUGUGCUCACUAGGUUGUCAUCUGCACGGAGGCUGCAGAUGUCAACCCAGUUGUCAGGGGAUGGAGGAGUGAGGGGAGAUAAUCUUAUCAAGCCAGGCAGUGGACGGUUUCCCCACUUGACAUAGUGGCGGCUUAAAGUUAAUCGUCGAUCCAAACAGGAUCUCUGAGAGGUCGCCUGGGUACGGAUACCCCAUCCCCCAACACACACAUCCCCAUGAGCAUACAUAGACGGGUGCUGCAUAGCAACACGCCUCGAUGUUCCCUACGACGAAGGCUGCGAGCUUGGGGAUAUGUGGGCUUCUAAUACCUAUUGGUGUCUUUCAAUGAUUCCUUCCUCAUCACUUCACCUGGGAUCUGUUCCGGUAUCUGCCCAGAGUUCUGAUUUCUGUGUCACCUCUGACCCAGCUCUUUCCCAGACGUCUCGGGUGUUGGGGAGGUCGAGGUAGUCUGUUGUCACUGCACCACAGCUUUUGUUCCGUCCAGGACAAGUUUCAGUGGGAUCAUUUUUACCCUUAAAAUCGGACGACCAUAGGAGCGGCUAAUCGAUCUUAUCCCUUUAGAUAUUGCUACGCUAGACGGUGAAGGGUUUGGGUUGGAGUUCGGGUGGAGGGGAGUGCAAGCAAACGUGUUCCAUUUUUAGAAUAGCGCUUUUGUGUAAACUUCGGCAGGAGUGCAGUGAGAUGCCGACCCUAAACUGUGAUGAUCAGAACAGAAAAAAGUAGAUAAUAUUGGUGACACAAGAGACGCCAACAACUUUUUAUCGCAGUGAUCCAACUGUCUGCAAUAGUAAGAUCCAUCUCGUGAUGCAUGAAGUCUUGUGGACCCUACAGCCGUGUCAUUACAGCAUGAUCAAACAAUCAUAAAUCAUAAUAGAAAUGAUGGUGACGCUCCUAAACAUCUAUUUUUUGUUGUGUUGUUGCUGCUGCACGUAGCGUGGCAUUUCAUCUUGUAAAAGUUUUCUCAGAUUAUAAACGAGAACUAUAGCGUUGCCUGUUCCUUGUGUCCCGACUGAGAAGAAGAGCAGCCCACCAUCAGGUUUAAUUUUCUUCAGGGAUGGGCGGUGGUGGUGAGGAAGACCGUUGCGGGCUAAGCUGAAUCUAAUGCCUUGUGUGUUUAUUUUAUUUUUUCCUGUGAUUUGUUUUUGUAUUAAAUUGAAUGUGCGCGCAAGUUGGGUGAAAUUUGAGUGUAGCUAGGAUGUUUGUGAAGAAGAAAAUGAGGUUGAACGAUGCCUUGUGAAUUUAAGAAAGUUCCAAGCAACAAUGUGUGACUAUGUUCAUUAAAAAAAAUUGAAAUAAAAGGAUGCAGUUAAUUAAAUACUUAGACGCAUUGUCAUGUGAUACACUUAACGUUGUAUCCCUUUUGAUUGGGUCCCUACAACUUUUUUUUUGGACGUGUGGUACUUUUUUUGUUUUUUUGUCUUAUUUGCCUGAGACAACGUGUCAUCUGAAAAAGUAAAACGUUUCACAAUGA